Molecule: messenger RNA, 492 nt
Organism: Onychostruthus taczanowskii (white-rumped snowfinch)
Lineage: Eukaryota; Metazoa; Chordata; Aves; Passeriformes; Passeridae
Gene: RPL34
Product: ribosomal protein L34
Exons: 4
Coding region: 97-450 (117 amino acids)
Biological process (GO): translation
Cellular component (GO): ribosome
Molecular function (GO): structural constituent of ribosome
Source: RefSeq, a predicted model, not a curated record
GCUCUGUACGGGUGACCGUGUAAGAUGUGGAUUCCUCUGUGGACAUCGAGUUCUUAACUAGCGCCGCUUUGGUUUUGACUUAUUUAGGGGUGAAAAAUGGUGCAGCGCCUGACGUACCGCCGUAGGUUGUCCUACAACACAGCUUCCAACAAGACCAGACUGUCCCGAACACCCGGGAACAGGAUUGUUUACCUUUACACCAAGAAAGUGGGAAAGGCCCCCAAGUCAGCAUGUGGGAUUUGCCCAGGAAGACUUCGUGGUGUCCGUGCUGUGCGCCCCAAAGUUCUGAUGAGGCUGUCAAAAACGAAGAAGCACGUCAGCAGAGCCUACGGCGGCUCCAUGUGCGCCAAGUGUGUCCGUGACAGGAUCAAACGAGCUUUUCUUAUCGAGGAGCAGAAGAUCGUUGUGAAAGUGUUGAAGGCACAAGCACAGAGCCAGAAGUCAAAGUGAAUCUAUUUGUAGUUUCAGCCCAAUAAAUAAAAUCUCCACUUC